Apis mellifera (honey bee) is the source of this 3330-nucleotide messenger RNA. RefSeq names its product glucose dehydrogenase [FAD, quinone]. Gene Ontology annotation, molecular function: flavin adenine dinucleotide binding; oxidoreductase activity, acting on CH-OH group of donors. The coding region runs from base 372 to 2306 and encodes 644 amino acids. NCBI's taxonomy places the organism in Eukaryota, Metazoa, Arthropoda, Insecta, Hymenoptera, Apidae. The record is from RefSeq and is a predicted model, not a curated record. The transcript has 6 exons.
UCGAAGAGGCCAAAGAGCUCGUUAAUUAGCGGCGUCUAGUGCGGCCGUGGACGCCGCAUAUAACGCGUGGAAAAACAGCGUAUGGACGAACGGACGGACGGAUGGACGGAUGGACGAGCUUUCACGUGGCGCACUCCUCGGCCGAGUCGAAAAGAGGAAAUCCAUCCAUACAGCGGCGCGCUGUGUGUGCGUGCGCGUGUGUGAGAGUGUGUGGGGGGGGCUUGCCCAAAUGUCUCUCGAUAUACUCCGCGCAUCCAGAGACGACGAGCCGCUUAACUGGCCGCCACCUCCUCUCUCUCUCUCUGUCGAUCGAUCGAUCGAUCCACUCUUCGACGACUCUUCUUUGUCCAGGUGAUCCUUAAUCGAACAAGAUGAGAUUCUACAUCCUAUUCUCGUUCCUGCUGCGAUUGGCGUUCACGUUUCGGCUACCGUUUCAGUUUCAGAUCAACCAAUUAGACAACAACAACAACAACGAGACAUCAUGUUGCUCGUGCAACUCCUUCAAAGACACGUCUUACAUGGCAUCAACGUGCGGCGUGAAGACAUCUUUUAUGAGCUUGGUCGAGAAAGUUAUCGCCUCUACUUGCGAUAUCGCUAAUCCUUGCAACAGGCUUGGCAGCGAGGAGGUGCCCAACGAAUGGUUCGAUUUUAUCGUGGUCGGAGCAGGGGUGGCCGGGCCCGUAAUUGCCAGGAGAUUAAGCGACAAUCCAUGGUGGAGGGUUCUGCUGAUCGAAGCCGGGCCGGAAGAGCCCUCGAUGACUUCGAUCCCCGGCCUCGCCGUUCACGCGGUCAACUCGACGCUGGAUUGGAGAUUCAAAACCGAGCCCACCGAACCCCACCCCACGGCCUGCUUAGAAAACGACGGAGUGUGCUCGUGGCCACGUGGAAAAAUGAUGUCAGGCACGGCGGGUAUGUACGGGAUGAUGUACAGCAGGGGGCAUCCGGAAGUUUACAACGGUUGGGCGCGUGGCGGCGCCACCGGCUGGUCGUACGACGAGGUGACGCACUAUUUCGAGCGUGCCGAGGACCCGAUCGACCAAUCGAUAUUAUCCGACAAGCCCAGGACCGUACCCGUCCCCGGCCCAAUGAAGAUUCAAUUCUAUCCCGACAAACCGGCGUUCGCCGACGAGAUUUUGAAAGCGGCGUCCGAGCUCGGUUACAGGACGUCGAAAUUGAAGGAGUACACGCAGACGGGUUUCAUGAUAGCCCCGAUGACGACCGACAACGGUGUAAGAGGGACGGCGACGAGGAAUUAUUUAAGGCCGGUCCACGGUAGGAGCAAUCUGAGAGUGUUGAUAAACGCUCACGUGACCAAGGUGCUGAUGGACUGGCAGGGGAAGGCGUACGGCGUGGAGCUGGUAGACAAGGACGGGUAUAAGAGGAUCGCGAAGGCGAACAAGGAGGUGGUGUUGACGGGGGGGACGAUCGGGUCGGCCCAUAUCUUGUUGAAUUCUGGGAUAGGGCCCAAGGAUCAAUUGACCAAAUUGGGGAUGCACGUGGUCAAGGAUCUGCCAGUGGGGAAGAAUCUUCACAAUCACGUGUCAAUAGGCGUCCAAUUCAGCAUCAAGGAUACGGCUUACGAGGCGAUGACUAUGAACAGCGUGAACGAGUAUCUGGAGACAAGGACCGGGCCCAUGACGAGCACCGGGCUUACCCAGGUCACCGCCUUCUUCGAGAGCAGUUACGCGGUCACGGGUAUCCCCGACAUCCAGGUGUUCUUCGACGGAUUCGCGCCCAGGUGCCCGAGGACGGGGCUCGAGUUCGAGUGUUUGAACGGGGCGCUUGGCCUGUGCCCGGAAAGGAGACAGAUCAACGUCAGGCCAACGGCCCUCACCGCGGCGAGCAAAGGCUACUUGAAACUACGCUCGAGCGACCCGUUGGCCCCGCCCCUCAUCUAUCCUAAUUAUUUCGUCGACACGAAGGACCUGAAGGUGUUGGUCGAGGGUAUCAAGAAAUCCAUACAACUCGUAGACACUCAAGCCCUCAAGCAAUGGGACUUCAGACUCGACACUGUCGUCCAUCCGAUGUGCACGGAUUAUCACUUCGGCAGCGACGCGUAUUGGGAGUGUUACGUGAGAGCGGCGACCGGGCCAGAGAACCACCAAUCGGGUACGUGUAAGAUGGGAGCGUACGACGAUCCAACAGCCGUCGUGGACCCGGAGCUUCGCGUGCGCGGCGUGUCGAAUCUCAGAGUGGCGGACGCGUCCGUGUUUCCUCUCGUGCCAAAUGGCAACCCUGUCGCCGCCAUCUUGAUGGUCGCGGAAAAAGCAGCAGACAUGAUCACGCACGCGUGGUCCAAGAUAUAAGUUUCUAGGGAAUUAUGAUAGGGAAUGUAGAGGGCGCUGUUAUGAAAUUCGAUCCGACUGAUGGAAUCGCGAGUAGUUUUCUAUCUCUCGUGGAUCCCAUUAAUUGGAACGGUUAGUCUGGUUACCACCACGAUACGAAUGUUUGUCGUGGAUUUAAAUUUAUGUUAUCGGCGAGAUCCGGAAUGUCAAUUUUGGAAUAAAAUUCUAAAUUUUAAAUUACGUUUGUAAAAACAGGUUUAUCUUAUCUACGGAUAAAAUUGUUCCUAAUAGCUUUUCAAAUGAAUUUUUGUAAUAUAUUCGUUUGUAACAUUCCGUUAUUUCUUUUAAUCCAAUUAUUUCGAAAUAUGUACAAAAAAAAAAAGAGAUAAGUAUUAUAGGGAUACUGAACGAUAGGAGAGUGAUGUGAAAAAACACUUAGAAUUGUACAUAUAUUCUUUUUUUUUUUUUCUCGAUAUUUUCCAUUUCUCAACGUGGAUCAUUUCCAAAAUUCUAGGAAUUUUCCUUAGGUGAUUCGUGGAGCGUUUGAUAAAAAGCAAAACGUUUCUUUAGACUUUGAAUUAUUCAGUAAAAGUGACAUCUUGACCUGUAUUAUUGCGCAACACAAUCCUUAGAACGCGUUUCUUUGAAUUUUUUACGAUCUCGAAAAAAGAUAAACUUUCGUUAACAUAUGAACUGCCUCUCGACCGUUUGAGAUAGAAUUUUUUUUUAAACAUUAAAUUUAACGUUUCGUGAUGAACAACGUUCGAUAUAUAAACUCCAUCGACAAAUUGGAGUCGACACAUUGUUUUAAUAAAAAAAUUGUUUCUCCAAACACGAUAAAUUAUUCCUAAUUAUUUUAUUAUUCACAUAUCACCACUUGUUGAACCUGCUAUUAUUAUCAAUUUACCGUUUCAUAACGAAUAUAUAUUUUUUUUUUCUCUCUCGAUAUCAGAAAUAUCUGUUAUCUUCGUGAAUCUUAAUGAAGUUUCGUGUACAUUUUGGAAUCACGGAAAGGAUUAAAAUAAAAUCGCAUCGAUGAUAAUGA